Messenger RNA from Leptopilina boulardi, 1841 nucleotides. RefSeq names its product probable splicing factor, arginine/serine-rich 7 (gene Srp54). The transcript has 2 exons. Lineage: Eukaryota; Metazoa; Arthropoda; Insecta; Hymenoptera; Figitidae. The coding region runs from base 224 to 1702 and encodes 492 amino acids. The record is from RefSeq and is a predicted model, not a curated record. Gene Ontology annotation, molecular function: RNA binding. Gene Ontology annotation, cellular component: nucleoplasm.
CAGUGGACCAAAGCUCAGUAAAGCUGUUGGUGAGCGUGUAGUGUUAUAAUUAUUCAAAUUAAAUUAAUUCCCCACAAAUAAUAAUCAUGUAAGUUAAAUUUAAUUAUUGAAGAAGUCAAAACUUCGUUUAGUAUCGAAGUGAAAUUUUCAACUAUCGUGAAUAGAAAGUGAUUUUAUUUGAAAAAAAACGCUUUGCAUCGUAAAGCUAACCUCUCGGAUAAGAAUGGCGGUCGGUUCAACAAAAGUUGUACAGGUAACAAACAUUGCACCCCAAGCGACUAAGGAUCAGAUGCAAACACUAUUUGGCUAUCUUGGAAAAAUAGAGGACAUAAGAUUAUAUCCAACAAUUCGAGAUGUUGCAGUACCGGUACAAUCGCGUAUUUGUUACAUCAAAUUUCACGAUCAUGGCUGUGUUUCGGUUGCUCAGCACAUGACAAAUACUGUUUUUAUUGACCGUGCUCUAAUUGUCAUUCCAUAUCAGAAUGGAGAUAUUCCUGACGAACAACGAGCUCUUGAAUUAACUAACAAUGGUACAAUAGUGCCAGGUCUUUAUCCAUCAGAACCGAAACUUCCAGCAAAUGUAGUAAACGCAAUAGAAGGAACUCCUCCGAAUCAUGUUAUCACAACAGUGGAUCCAAAAUUGGAAGCAAGUGGCCUUGAACCCUAUCCUCAUUUGCCCGGUCAUCUUGAUAGUCGAAGAAUCGAAGAAAUAAGAAGAACCCUCUUUAUAGCCAAUUUGGAUACAUCAAUAACGACAGAACAAUUAAUUGAAUUUUUCAGUAAUAAUAAUGUUGAAGUAAAAUAUGGAAGAAUUUGUACUCGUGAUUCAGACACUGAACAUUAUGCAUUAAUUGAACUUACCGAACAAACAUCAAUUAUUCCUGCAUUACAAUUAAAUGACGAAUUAUUGGGCGAUAUGCCAAUAAAAAUAAGUCAUUCAACACAAGCAAUAUCAAAACCCGAGGCAAAAAGUAAUGAAGCAGCACAAAAAGAAAUUGAAGAGGCAAUGUCAAGAGUUAAGGAAGCACAUAAUUUAAUAUCAGCAGCAAUUGAUCCAAUGAUUGGUGGUAUGCUAUCAAAAGAUAAACGAAGUCGUAGUGGUUCACGUGGUAGAAAAUCACGUUCACGUUCACGUGGUCGUUCACGAAGAUCACGUUCCCGUAAACGUUCACGUUCACGUCAUAGACGUUCACGUUCGCGGCAUCGUCGUCGUUCACGAUCACGUUCAAAACGUCGUUCACGUUCAAAAGAACGUCGACGAAAAUCACAAUCACGAAGACGUAGCAGUUCACGUGGUCGUCAUCGUUCACGUUCACGUUCACGAAGAUCACGUUCAAGACGUUCACGUUCACGUUCCAAGGAUCGUAAAAAGAAAUCAUCGCCAAAACGAAGAAGUCGAACACGUUCGCGUACACCGCGCAGUAAACGUUCGAAAUCACAAACAAGACGUUCGCGAUCAAAAUCAAAAACACGAUCGUCAAAAUCAAAAUACUCGGAAAAAACCAGAGAAAAGGAAAAAGAUAGACGCAGUAAGGAUAAAACGGAGAGCAAUGGAAAGAAGAGUGACAGCGAUAAAAGCGAGAGAAGUGAUAAGAAAUCGAGUCGUGAUAAAAAAUCGGACAGAGAUGCAAAAUCUGAUGAGAAAUCACGUGCUAGUUCGGAAUAUCGCGAUAGCAAGGAACGACAAGGCUCUUCAGAUUAAAUUAAUUUUUUUUUGUUUCAAAUUAAAUUGAAGCGCUGAAUUGUGUGAAUUUUUUUUAAUUAUACCGUUUUUUUUUUUUUGGAAAAAAAAAUGAAUCAAUUGUAACGAAUUAGUUAAUAAAUAUAUAUGUAUAAAAUAA